This is a messenger RNA of Cyclocybe aegerita, 2763 nucleotides long. The record is from the annotation of a GenBank genome assembly. Lineage: Eukaryota; Fungi; Basidiomycota; Agaricomycetes; Agaricales; Hemipholiotaceae.
AUGCUUGACCACGACGAACUGGACCAAGUAGACCACCCCGAGGAUCCCCCCAGCGCCGUUCUGCGACAUAUCAAGGACCCCAUCCAUAACUACAUCCCCGUUUAUCCGCUGCUGUCGCGGUUUAUCGACACAAAGCAGUUUCAACGUCUACGCAACAUCAAGCAACUCGGGACCACAUGUUAUGUCUGGCCAGGAGGGUCGCACACGCGCUUUGAACAUUGCCUGGGUGUCGCGUUCCUUGCACGUCAGAUGGCUACCCACCUCCAGAAGAGCCAGCCAAACCUGGAGAUCACGGACCGCGACGUUACUUGCGUCGAAAUUGCUGGCCUUUGUCACGACCUCGGCCAUGGGCCAUGGAGCCACGUCUGGGACGGGCUGUUCAUUCCCGCUGCCCUGCCUGGCGCCGAAUGGAAGCACGAAGACGCAUCCGAGAUGAUGUUCAAGGACAUGGUUGAGAAGAACAAGAUCCAAAUACCAAAGGAAGACCAAGAGUUUGUGAUGGCUUUGAUUGCGGGGGAGCAUUCUCGAGUACCACACGAGAAAGCAUUUCUCUUCGACAUCGUUGCCAACCAGAGGAACGGAUUAGACGUGGACAAGUUCGACUACAUCCAUCGCGAUUCCCAUAUGAUCGGCGAGCCUAUCCACUUGUCUCUCGCCCGUCUCGUGCACUCUGCGCGCGUUCUCGACGAUCAAAUCUGCUACGACAUCAAGGACGCGAAUCAGAUUUAUGAGAUCUGCCAGGCGAGGUUCAAGUUGCACAAGAUUUUCUAUAACCACAAGGCAGCAAAGGCGAUCGAAUACAUGAUCAUCGACGGUCUGAUGGCGGCUCAGCCGUACAUGAAGAUCGCAGAGCGGAUCACGGACCCGAACAAGUUCCUGUAUCUGACGGACGACAUCAUGCUGCGAAUCGAAUCUUCGGAAGAGCCGGAGCUUGAGCCUGCUCGUAAAAUCUUCGACCGCAUACAUGAACGGAACCUUUACAAGUGCGUCGACUACAAAGUUAUCGACUGGCCCCAUCGCGAACUUUUCCGUGCCAACAUCACAAAGGCUGCCAUCGUGAAGGAGGCGAGGGCGCUCCGUCUUUCUGGAGUGUCGACACCCGUCCUUGAGACGACCCUGGGAGUAGGCAUGGAGGAUCAAACCGAUGUGGACGAGAUGCUUGCGACAAGCGCCAGUGCAGAAUCGAUGAUGGUGGACGAGCUGGAGGAGGAGGAUGUGAUUGUCGACUUCUCGAUGAUGCAUUAUGGGAAGAAGGAAAAAAAUCCCUUGGAUUUUGUUAGGUUUUACUCCAAGAGGAACAUGAACCAAUCGCAGAAAGCGGAACGAGGCGUCUAUUCGAACCUCACUCCCCAAUACUUUGCCGAGGACCUUCUAAGGGUUUACACGAAGAAACCCCAGUUCUUUGGGCUCGUGCAAGCAGGAUACCGCGCUGUCCUCAGGCGCCUGGGUGACGCUGCACCGGGUGAAGAAGGUCGAACCGGACUUGGACUGGACUUGGGCUCCUCCCAAACUGACGUGGCCGCCUCCGCUGAUACCGAUGUAGAAGGUGACGAUUCGGCACAGGACAAGAAAGCUGACACCCAUCCUCAGCCUACUCCUCCUGAGACUGAGGCUCCGUCGACCCCUCGAGCGAAGUCGCUCACCCACUCGCGCCAGGGCAGCAUGACACUCACCUUGGGCAAACAGGGCAUUGUCGGCUCGGUCUCCAACGUGAAUGCGACACCGUUCUCGAAUAACUGCUUUACAACUGUGCCUCCUAGCUUUGGAGCCCCGCCGAGCCCGACGCGGGCUGGGUCUGUGCGCAGCGUGAAAGGGAGGAUGAAGGGUAGGAGUCAGAGUAAAGGUGCUGGGACUGGUGGUUCUUCAGGUAAGAGGAAGCGAGAGGAAGCGAUGGACGAUGGAGAAGCAGAGGCAAAGAAGAAGAACACGUGUCGUCCUCCUUUCCGUCAGUCCGCCACCAGUUUGAACCAGCUCUUUCUAAUCAGCCCUCCUUCCUCCUUGGCCGUCAAAAAAAUCGCGAAAAUACAGUCCAUGCCACAGAAGCAACUUGCCUUCGUCUCCUCAACCAUCGCUUCUGUGUCCAAUCACCUCAAACCUCACAAAGCAGAAGCUGUUCAACGUAUACGCACCAAUGGAUUGUGCCUCAUAGCAACAUUGAUUCUAUCGUAUCUUUUACCUCUACCCUCGGUUCCCUCCGCUGUACGAGCCAUACUGUCUGUGAGCCACUAUCAGCGUUGGUCGGCGGAGUGGGUUUGGGAAUGGUUGUGUUUACUCGAGGUCGGAAUGAUAAGUUUGCUUGCAUAUAACAUGCUUGAAGCAGCGUAUGCCCUCAAAUAUCCGCGCAAACCGCUACCACCUGUCACCUCACCUGCAAAGCCCAAGACACCAGCCACACCCUUGUCGACGCCACAAAGAUCCUUCAAAGUACUUUCACCAAACACAAGCCCGCAAGUGCAAAAGCCUUUUGCAUUCACACCCGGAGCCUCGACGUCGCUCACCUCCGCGUCGAUAGCACUUUCAAGUUCUGGUGCAAAUAAACCUUAUGUUCAGUCGCCGGUUUCAACGCCUUCGCGAAUCCUCAAUUACACCCUGCCACCUUCGGCAUCUACAAACACGCAAGCGUCCUCAACCUCAGAUUACCUUUCCACACCGAGCCCCGUAAUUUCUGCAUAUAGAGGGAGGCAUUCUGGUACUGAUGUUGGACGCGCAUUGGAUGGCUCAUACUUGUCAAGGAUCGCCGCCAACGAAGAUGAAGAAAAUUGA